CAUUUUGGUACCUUUGAAGGGAAGGGGGGGGGGGGUAGGUACUAUCUACUCACUAUAUCUAGAUUCUAGAUUUCUUUCCGACAAAAAACAGCAGCGCCUCUGUGAAAAAUUUUUCAACCCCCUCCCUUUCUCAAUACCCUUUGUUUGUUUUGGAUGUUACAGCAAAGUUUUUCCCUUUUGUUUUGCUCGCAAUUUGUUGUUUUGCCUCCGUAGACACCAGCCUAUUCAUCAAAAUAUGGUGUUCCGUUCUGAGCACAGAUUUUCCGUGCCAUCAAAGACUGCAAUUUAAAGCAAAGGUAGUUAACACUCCUGGAAAAUUAACGACAUCCCCUGGUUUUAUCUCAAACGCUUAAUAAUCUGCUAGAAUGCUGCGAUGGUCGUGAGUAUGAGACAUCUGCAGUCGCCAUUUCGAAGUCAAUGUUUUGCAGUUCCACAAUAGAGCAGAAACAAUAAGUACGGGCCAAUAAUCAACUACUUGCCAUUGUACAGCUCUCUUACAAAUAUGGUAUCAUUUCCGAGUUUCAGAUGCUGUUUUGACCGAGUUCCAUCCGUGUUCCAAACAAAAAGUUUAUUCACUUUUGCUCUGAUGGAGCCCCGUAUGCCGGGGCGAAAUAUUAGCCUUUACUGAUUUGCGUGUAUUUGUUGUUGUUUAUUCUCGGCGUAUUGCGGUGUUUCAUAUUUGCUACAAAAAGUUUAUUGUUUCAAUUCAUUCACUUCCGAGGCACAAAACGUUUAUUUCAGAGUUCCAGGAUUUACUGCUGUUGUCCUCCACAGCGUCUGGAAAAUCGUUUCAAAACACAACAGAGAAGAAACUGGCAAUUUUUAGAUUUUGAAGAGACUGUGAUAAAACUUAGAAUUUUACUUGUUUCAGGCAACACUAUUUUUAGCUGUAUGUUGGAAAACUGACUGAGUUCUGUGCACCAAGGAACUCACUCUGAAUCUGCCUCUGGUUUAACUUCUGAUGAAAUCAUAAAACUGACCUGAAUUCAGCUGUUCUAUGAUUUGAUUGGUUUACUUUGGUAUUCUUCACUUUGAUUGGUUUAGACUUAGCAGCUAGUACUUUGUUGGUUUAGACCAAGCUACUUGUACGUUGUUGGUUUAGAAAUGAAAAUGAAAAACUUAUAAAAGUUGCUAAUGGGUACAAGUACCUUGGAGUUUGGCUGGAAGCAAAAUUAAAUAUGAAUAAACCCCUAUGAAUUAAUGAAUGAAUAAAUGAAUUAAUGAAUGAAUAAAUGAAUGAAUGAAUGAAUGAAUGAAUGAAUGAAUGAAUGAAUGAAUGAAAGUAUUAAGAAAAGCAAAUGCCCGAAUGAAGCUGUUGUCCCGUGUGCGUGAUUCACUGUCGGUUUUUGCUGCUAAGGCGGUAUACAAUUCUUUCAUUCUACCAACUAUUUAUUAGUUAUCUUUAAAAUCCUGUUGUAUUCACACAACAAUGCUUUACUGUUCAACGCCAGUUAUCAAAGUUUUCUGAUACAAUGAUGAAAAAUUUGAAAGUGUACAAAAUAGAGCGCAAAAAGUUAUAUAUGGAUUGCAGGCAGACAACAGAUGUGGCCUUAUUUCGAUCAAUAAUAAAAACAGAUGAAAGCUGACAUACAGAUGUUCAAAUCUCAUCAAGGAACUUGCAUGUCAGCCCUCAGAAUUUACCCAGACAAUGUUGACCAUCAACCCAAGAAACAAUAAAUCAUUGUUUAGACUGCCUUUUGUUAAAACAGAAACUGCGACAAGAUCUUUUUACUUUCAAGAACCGUACUGUUUUAACGAACUUCCACGAGACAUGCGUUCCCUGAAAUCGCUUGUUAUUUUUAAAUACAAGUUGAGAGAACAUUUUUUAUCGUAAGAGAAAUUGUAAAGUAGAGAAUAAUUUUAAAGCUUUAAUUUCAAGAUUCUGAUUGUAAGUAACUCCUUUUUAAAGUUUAGGUUUUUCUUACAUUGUAUAUGUUUAAAACAGGGCCCUUAUUGAUAACAGCACCUUUGUUGCUGAAAAGGCAACCCUGUAUAAAUAAUUAUAUUAUCACUUUUAUUGUUACAUAGACUCAGGACCGUCUCUAGUUACAGUACACAAGGCCGUGCUCAGGUCCCAUUUGCCGAUAAAGUGGGCAAGCCAUCAUUUACUCGUCAACAAGUCUAAAAAUUUUCCAGCAAAAUACCCCCAUGGGGCAUGGAAAAAGACCACCAUUUUUGGAACAAAGUAUUUUCUAAGGGGUAGGGGGUCAUACCCUUCCAUGCCCCACCAUAAUGAUAAAGUUAAGCUGCCCUCGAGGCAUCCUGUUUCUACGGACAUACAUAAUACCUAUGGACAAAAUCCUGUUUCUACGGACCAAAUCAACAUUAUAUUUUAAGAUUUGAACCAUCUGUAAUUAAAUUUCUUCUCACUUUCUAAUCUCAGUAGAAUAAGGGGUUAUUUCGAAAACAUAUUGAGAGGUUUCUUUAAAAAGGUUCAUGUUUUGUCUAGCUUCACAAAGAUUUUAUGCUGUAUUCAAAAAUUUUCUAAAGAGCAAGUGGACUUAUUUAGAAUGGUCUAUCAAAAUUGAACGUUGCUUUUUAUCAAAGUAUGUUUUCCUUUAUGUUAGAUUUUGGUGUUUCCAAUAAAGAAAUUGUUUAAGCCUACAGAUAUCUGUCAGUUCUUUUUGUUGCCAAGGAAGAAAAGUCUUCUCAGUGACGUGACGGAUAAAAUGCUUUUUUUUAAUUUUUUUUAUAAAUAUCAUCUUGGCUUACUGAGUUAUUCAAUUUCUGCUUACUGAAAAAAUAUGCACUUGCUGAUUGUUAUUUCGAAUUAAUCUACCUAUUCUUAUGGCCAGGGAAGGUGGGAUGCGUCUUUCUAGUUCUCGGCAGAACCAAUUUUGCAUUGCGUCUUAAUUCAAUGAUAAAGUGUUAAGGGAAUGAGUAAUAGUUUGUUGUAUGUUAUUCAAGAUUCUUAAAGUGCCCUUGCGUAGCCAAAGCAUGGUCAUGGGCAUUCUUUAAUAGUAAAAUGUCAUUUCCUGUUGGUGAAAGGCCCUUUUUCUGAACUUAAAAAGUACGCUACCAUAUUCUUGUCUUUCAUUUUUUAAGAGAAUGAUUAAACAAUAGAGGUGGUUUCAUAUUUUUUGAUUCGCACUAUUUCGAACAUUUGUUUGUUUUAAGGCCAAGUACACACGUUAUUUCAUAAGAAAGUUUUUUCAACCCAGUACUCAAACUGUCUUAGCUAUUUCCCGAUUUCAGUACUAAAAUUUUUUUAAAGCUUUCGUAAUAAAAGUUGAAAAGUUUUAUAUUAAUUCGCAUGCGCAGUGACAGAAUAAGUACAUUGCUAUAACUAUAUAGUAUAUAUAUGGUAUUAAUAACAUUCUUACCAUCACCUAUUGAAGAAAACCCUAUAAACAGACGCAAUGGGUAUAAACUAAUUAUGAAAAUUCAUGAACAAAUAAUUUCAACACCAUCUGUUUUUAUAGAGACACUUGCGAACCUUAGGAAUUCCCUUUUCUGCACAUGAUAGUCACAAAACUAACAAUACUGCGCUUGCAUGGCAAUUUCUCUUUGAACUAGUGAUUACCUAAAUUUUUCAACUUUUAUAGGUUUCAAAAAUCCAGUAUUGAGCUUUUUAACUAUUUGAAGAGCUGAGUAUUACUUUUUUAAAAAGCUCUAAUUUUUAUAAACAACGUAAAGACAAGUUGUCUUCAUUUAAAAGAAGAAUCUUAUAAAAUUGCUCUUAUGUAAAAAAAUUGUAAUAGAGAAUAAUUCGAUCUAAUCUGCUUCCAAGAAAGCCUGGUAUUCGUCGAGUAUAUAUAUAUUUAUGUUCCUCCCUCCUUCUCUUCUCGUCAAAUUUGCCUGUGGUAUUAAUCGAAUGCCGUUACUCUUAUUUGCUUCAGCUUUGCUUCUUUGCACGAGAAGUGUCUUCGAUAGAUAAACAUUAUCAUUGUAUGCCCUUAGAUUGUUUUACAUGCGGCUGCAUCACGACGCACUUGUUUGUCAAGUGCAAGCAAUAUUUUAUUUUCUUCGCACCUUAUUGUUCAAUUUGAUUUAUCAAUUUUGCGAAUCUGCGGCAAAAUUCUGAUAAGAUAAUAUGUAAAAAAUUGCUCUUUGAUGUUUGUUUGGUUUAGACAUGAGAUAUUGAGGUUGCCGGUAUCUUUGCAGUAGAACAUCUGCAAGGACUUUGCCUCUUCAACCAAAGAAAACAACAAGUGUCAUAAGAUCUAUGGCUCCUGAUAUUCAAUAGCACUCAUUCUUGUUUGGAUGGUCUUGAUUUGAUCACACGAGCUCAAAGCGUAGGAAGGAAAAAGAGAGUGACAGGGUGCAGUUAUUUUUCCCAAGGCUAAUUUGUUAACAAUGUGUUUGGAAAAUUAAACAUGAUCCUAUAUCUUUGAAAAUGCUAUUUUGAUGCCUUUUGACUACAGAAUGUUUAUUGUUACUAAAUAGUUUUAUGUAAAAACUUUGCUUAUCUUUAGCCAUUGAUAUGCAUCCCUAUAACCCCUUUCUACUUCUAUCACCCCUGAAAAUUAUCUGCAAGAUGGGACUUGACCCUUUGCUUUUGGAAAUUAUGAAUGCACUUUUGAAUACCAAUGUUUACUGCAACCAAAUAGGUUUAUGUAGAAAAUUUCUCAUUUUUAGCCAUUUUUUUUAGAGUCAAUCAGUUCCGCAAGCUUCUUCGAGGCAAGAUUCAUUUAGAAUGUUUCCUCGCUAUGCUCGUACAAGCAAAAGAAUGAAUCUGUGAAUAAAGAAAAGUUCACGAAAGCAAUCUGCUCGACGGACUCCAAAGGAUUCUUGCAGCGAGAAAUUGAUGAAAAUGUAGCAAAUAAGAAACACUGCAAUGCGACGAGAAUGAACAACAAUAAAUACACGUAAAUUGAAGAAGGCUAAUAUUUCGCCCCGCAUACGGGGCUUCAUCAGAGCAAAAAAACUUUUGAAUGAUUAAGAAACUGAAGUACUCGUUGUAGCAAAUGAAAAAAGUUGUUAAGAAAGCAGAAAUCCGAAAAAUUUCUUGACUUUCAACCAAUGUAAUGAAAUAAGUUGCUAUAAUAUGAAAUAAAAUCGUUUCGUAGGAUAAAAUAUAACACAGAGGUACAGGCAAAAUUACACGAUUUUACCCUAAUGCUAAAAUUGAUGUUAUUAGAACAAAGAAGCUCUUAAGAAACAACGAGUGCUGAAAAUUGCUGCAGUAUUAAGGAGCUUGAGUAUUCAAUAUGGUCAUAUAAAACACCCAGUGUAUCCUAUUUGCCAACAUUCAAUGAAAUUGCAAAGCAACGCGGCGUCUUAUCAUUUUCGGAACACUUUCAAAUGGAAUCUUGUCAAUAGCAAGUUUUUGAAGGUAUCAAAAAUGUCUGCAAAUAUUGUUAUGGAACUUCCAACUUUGAUAGAAUGCUGUUAUUUGUGUUUGGGAGUUUGGCCUUUUUAUUUCAGCAUUUUCUUUUAUAUUUUCUAUAUUGAUUUUGCGCUUUGUUUAAGGAACCAUUCGUUUGGAUUUUUGGUCUUUUAAAAUUUUAAAGGUGCUCGGUCGGCAUUGUUGCAAUAGUCAAAUGUUAGCUGCUCGUUUAGAGUCACCGAGACCGCUUCUUGUUAAUUGAUCGAACAAUAUUGUGGGAUUCUCUAUGACUUUUCUCUUUUUCCUUGUAGUUAGGAUAUUUUGCCGAACGGGAUGAUCAACGAAGCUUAUCUUUUAGUUAUCAAGAUUCGAGUAGGUGUUGAUUGAAGAAUGUAGUAAGCAUUCGAACAGUUGACAACGCCCAUCUCGAGACCAGGAAUAUCUUAUCACACUCGCUCCUGCUGUUAAGGAGCACCUACUUAUCAACUGAUAAUAUUAUUGAUUAUCGCUAAGCAAUAACGAUGGAGGUGUACAGAGUGCAUCAUCCUUAAAAGUAGAAAGUGUGCUUUUCUGAAAUAGCAAAGACACUUCUGUUAAAGAACAAUUUGAAAAGGGUUUUUUGAAAUCAAAAUGGAACUUCUUCAAUCUUCUAUUCAUAAAUGUAAUGGGUAUAUCCGGUUGACCGUAGCACCAUAUAGAUUACCAUGGCCAAUUUAAACUUCAUUACAAAUGAAAAACUUACUUUAUUCAGUUCGCGUUAUGAUUUCAUCGAACUUAUUUGGCAUACCUAUUGCAAAUGCGCUCCAGCUUUUGUGAUAGCUCAACUCCGUAUUAUUGUUUUGUGCAAACAGGUGCUCCGUUGCAAAAGAUAUAAAUCAGAACAUCUGCAUUCAGCGAGUAAUUCAGUCGCGCGAGAAUGGACUUCAACAUCACUUGUAGCAGCAAUAGCAGCAUAUUGGGUGGUGACAAUUUCAAUGGCUCAUUUCCAUGUUCCAAUGGAACUGUUGUGCCAACAAAUGCCAGCAGCCUUGUUGGCGGUGGGUCAGCCCCGCUGGAGAUCAAAGGUGCCACAAAAUAUCUCUGCUAUCUUUUUUACAGCCUUGUCUUUCUCUUUGGUGUUGGUGGCAACAUGAUCGUGUUUUACGUGAUUGGCUAUCGCAAGAAGAAACGGGCUGGCAGCGACGUAUACAUUUUAUCACUGGCACUGGCUGACCUCUUGGCAUCAGCUUUCAUUCCAGUUGUCAUGUUGAAUGAUCUGAUCUCAGAUUUCUCAAAAUGGUACUAUGGAAAAGCAAUGUGCUAUGUUUUUCCUGUCAUUACUCCCACAACCAUGGUGGUAUCUGCGUGGUCGCUGGUUUUAAUCUCCUUGGAUAGAUACAGGGUCAUUUUAAAGCCGAUGGCCCCGAAGCCUUCUGCAGUCACUCUUUAUUGCUCUGUUAUUUCCAUAUGGGUAGUUUCAAUUUGUAUCAACAUACCAUAUCUCCUGCGUAUUGAAUUCGUCAACAAUAUGUGCUGGGAUUCAAGCAGUCAUUACAUAAAACCAAAGGAGUUUAUCAUAUAUGCUGGUUUUUGGGUGUUUUUCAUUUGGGGCAUUCCAAACAUCAUCAUGAUCGUCGUUUACUGCCUUACCGGAGCUGCGCUCAAACGCAACACCCUAAAGCAUGCCAAUAGCAAAGCAAUGGAACAACGUAAUAAGCAGAAUAGAAAUAUUGUCAAAAUGUUUGCCAUUAUCGUCAUCAUAUUUUUCCUGCUUACCAUGCCAUACGCACUCUUCUAUUUUGCUGGAAGCUACCUUAUCUUGUACGAUCCAAUGCCUGACGUCAAAUUGAUUUACACUUGGAAUUAUUUGCUGUUUUUCUUGGCCUCUGCAAAUGGCUGCAUUAACCCAUUGAUCUAUGCCAAAAUGCACCGCGAUGUGAAUGGAUUUCUAAGAUCUGUUGCUACUCGUUUAUCUGGUUGUUGUCGCUCUACUAGCUCCCAGGCAAGAAAUGAAAUGUACAAACCAUCGUCGAAUUUGUCUGUUUCUACCACGAGAACCGAACAGUCUACGAUGUGAUGGCUCAUGGUGUUGCUAAAUUCCAAGUGCGAUCAAUCCAAAUAUACGAUGAACGUCUUUUUGUUUCUUUCUUUAUUUAAAGUUGGUACAAUUUCUAGCUAUGCAUACAAGCUAAUUAAAACCAACUAAGCACCUUGUGGUCUUUCCAUGUGUGACCAUUUGAUCUCUACACACUUUUUCGCGUUAGAGAGGUGAGUUUCUUUCAGCAAAAUAUUUUUGAAAGGGGGGCCAUACUCUAUCUCUAUGCAUCACUCAUUUUGCAAAUUCAAACUUAUUUAUUCCUACGCACUAAGACACAUUCUUUCAUUUGGAGAAUUGGCACCUAAAGUACCUUCUUACAUGACUUAUAUACAUUAUGAGUUCAGAUAAAACCUCUCCUUUUUUACUUUCUCAUAUUUGAGAUACAAGCAUCGACUAUAAUCUUCCCAUUCAUAUCUUAAAUGUAGCAGCUAAAAACUUCCGUCUGAAUAAACACACAUUUAUGAAUACAAAAAUAAUAAAAUUAUGGAUAACUUUUUAUUUGCGCUGCUAUUCAAACCAUGGCCCCCAACUUUUCUGCAGAGCUAAAAAAAAGUUUUAGGCAGAAGUAGAAAUAAAUGUAGUAUGUGAUUCUGUAAGUAACUUUGCCUAGUUUUCUCUGAAAUUUGUCCUUAGCUUUAUCUUGGUUGCUAUGUCUUUACCAUAGAAGACAUACAUAAAAUUGAAUAUGGGAAUUAGAUCGAAGAAAUCGGUCAUUGUCUAAGUUUUACAACGAGUGACAGCUUGGCUUAGCAAAUAGAUCGAGAAAUCUAGCCCUGAAUAACUGGGUGCCAGCACAAAUUGACGGAGUUUCGUUUUUCCAUUGCCUGAACUUCACACACAGGGUCUAUUUGUUAACGAGAACUUUCUCUGAAACUUUACAAAAAGAGAGAAAUCGGCUUUUGAAGGAAAAGAAACAGCUGGUAAGAACCUUUUUGAGGAUAUGAGAAAUAAAGUAUGGGCAGAUUUGUUCUUAAAAAGUCUCAUCAAGAAAACUUCAGAGUUUGAUCAUUUGGAUAAUCCAUUCCUACUAAGAAAGAGAAAAUAUCGACACAAUUAUAAAUUCUAUUUAAACUUAUUUUGACAAGCCCAGUUUGAAGGUUUUUCAAAUUUUUGUUAAAGCACUAAAUUUCCAAAAAAUUAAGAUGAGCUAUUCAAAGUUAUAUCUUAACUGUACAAAAUUGCUUAACUUCUUAUUUUUAGUUGAUAGUUCUUCUGUUGAUAUUUCAACGUUAAUGUUUUUUGUUAAUCUGUGCUUCAUUUAUUUUUUCUCCCAUCUUGUUUCGGAUAAUUUGUAACCUGAAAGGAUGAUAAUUCUUACAUAUGCGCAUUUGUUAAGAAACUUUGCACUUAAUCUUGUUCCUGAAUUCCUUGAAUUUCAAUCUUUAAAUUCACAAGUAAACAUAGUACUUAAAAUUAAUCUUCAGUUUUUCUCUUUACACAAUUGAAACUGUAGAAUAGUGGUUGAUUAAAUUUUAAAAUCAGGUUGCAUAGUUGAUUAAAUACUGAACUCGUGAAUAAUAUUAAAUUUACCCAAGUGAUUGAAAUAUUUGACAAUUGUAUUUCAUUGAACUCA
This is a messenger RNA of Rhopilema esculentum, 8919 nucleotides long. Its product is annotated as neuropeptide receptor 22. Gene Ontology annotation, molecular function: G protein-coupled receptor activity. Gene Ontology annotation, biological process: G protein-coupled receptor signaling pathway. Gene Ontology annotation, cellular component: plasma membrane. The record is from RefSeq and is a predicted model, not a curated record. Lineage: Eukaryota; Metazoa; Cnidaria; Scyphozoa; Rhizostomeae; Rhizostomatidae.